AUGGCACCACCAUCCGCCACGUACGAUGUAGUAGACAGCGGAGCAGGGGUAGAAACCAGCAAAAACGAUAAGCCAGCGAAACAGCCUCUAGAACCAGGUCUUACCGAAGAGCAAGCUGCUGCGAACAAAGCAUCGAUCCCAUCGAUGGAUGGCCCGAUGUAUGAGGAUCCUUACAAGGAGAGAGAAUACCAGAAGGGAAGAUUAGCGUUGGCUUUUAGAAUCUUUGCAAAGUUUGGCUUUGACGAGGGUGUUGCGGGGCAUAUUACUCUGAGGGAUCCAGUUGAACCGACCAGCUUCUGGGUGAACCCUUUUGGCCUAGCUUGGCCACUUCUUAAAGCUUCUGAUCUUAUUCGAGUCAACGCGGAGGGCAAAGUUGUUGAUGGAGGAGCUUGUCGACGGUUGAAUACUGCUGCAUAUAUGAUCCAUCACGCCGUACACGAAGCUCGACCAGACGUAAACUGCGUGGCACACUCGCACUCGAUUUACGGCCGUGCUUUCUGCACGCUAGGACGAACAAUCGACACCAUCACCCAAGACUCCUGCGCUUUUCACAACGAUAUCGCUCUAUACUCCUCCUUCCGAGGCAUUGUACUUGCAGCAGAUGAAGGUAUUGCAAUUGCAAAAGCAUUGGGGCCGAGAAAAGCUGCUCUCCUCCAGAACCACGGACUUUUGACUUGUGGAAAGACAAUUGAAAGUGCUGUCUUCUGGUUCAUGAGUCUAGAGAAGUGUUGCCAUGCCCAAUUACUCGCCGAUGCUGCAGCUGGAGGACGAGGUGGAGAAACGGUCAAGAUUGAUGAAAAGGAUGCUCAGUAUACAUACGAGACGGUGGGUUCCGAAAUGGCUGGAUGGUUUAGUGCGAAGCCUCAGUUUGACUUGAUGGAGCAUGAGAGUGGUGUAGAUUACAAAUGGUAA
This is a messenger RNA of Glarea lozoyensis ATCC 20868, 912 nucleotides long. RefSeq names its product AraD-like aldolase/epimerase. Bases 1 to 912 code for a protein of 303 amino acids. Gene Ontology annotation, cellular component: cytoskeleton. The record is from RefSeq and is a predicted model, not a curated record. NCBI's taxonomy places the organism in Eukaryota, Fungi, Ascomycota, Leotiomycetes, Helotiales, Helotiaceae. The transcript is spliced from 3 exons. Gene Ontology annotation, molecular function: actin filament binding.